Messenger RNA from Anisakis simplex (herring worm), 771 nucleotides. NCBI's taxonomy places the organism in Eukaryota, Metazoa, Nematoda, Chromadorea, Rhabditida, Anisakidae. The record is from the annotation of a GenBank genome assembly.
AUGUCCGGUGGAAGCAAAGAUCGAAUUGGUGUAUUUCCGUCUCGGAUGGCGCAGACAGUCAUGAAAACUCGAUUAAAAGCUGCACAGAAAGGCCACAGUCUAUUGAAGAAGAAAGCUGAUGCAUUAAAUAUGCGGUUUCGUUCAAUUCUUGGCAAGAUUGUUGAGAAUAAAAACUUAAUGGGCGAAGUGUUACGCGAAGCAAGCUUCUCAUUAGCAGAGGCAAAAUUCACUGCUGGUGAUUUUUCACAUAUGGUUAUACAAAAUGUUUCUCGAGCACAACAGCGCGUUCACAUGAAGAAAGAGAACGUUGUUGGUGUGCUUUUACCCGUAUUCGAUGCAUAUGUGGAUGGUCCGAGUACGUACGACUUGACUGGAUUGGGAAAAGGAGGUGCAAAUAUCGCGAAACUGAAGAAGAAUUACAGCAGAGCGGUUGAGUUGCUCGUUGAAUUAGCCACAUUGCAGACUUGUUUCAUAACGUUGGAUGAGGCUAUCAAGGUGACCAACAGACGUGUUAACGCUAUUGAACACGUUAUAAUACCGCGCAUUGAAAAUACAUUAAUGUAUAUAAUGACGGAACUGGAUGAAAUGGAACGAGAAGAAUUUUACAGAAUGAAGAAAAUCCAAGCAAAGAAGAAGAAGGAUCGCGCUGAAGCAGAUUUGUUGCUCGAGCAACAGAAGAAAAAACUGGAGGAGCAAGGAAUUUUCGAAUCGGAAAAUCAACCGAAGAAUAUACUCGAGACUGAAGAUGAUUUACCUGUGUUAUUUGCUUAA